AAUUUUUUUGCUACAUCAACCUGAAGGGCUAUUAUCCGCCAAACAUGAACAAAAAGUACAAAAUAUACAGUAUACAAGAGGUAAUUUAACUAUGCUUAACUAUAAUUGGGCCUACAUGAAAAAAGCGGUUUUAAUGUCGGAAGGAGAGGAUAUGGCAGGAUCGAGAGCGAGGUGGCAAUAAAGGCACACAGCAAUGGCAAAAAAGAAGUCGAGAAUUUUGUGCAUGGAAGGGCAGGAAAGCAGAAUGUUGAGAAUUUUGUAACGUGAUGGAGGACGAUCGUCGAGGUAGAAAAAAACGAAUGUAAAGAAUGGUUAGGUACAAUAUUUGUGGCACGAGUCGAAUGGAACAGUGCCGAAGGAAGUCCCUAUGGAGAUGUAGUUAUAAAAAAAAAGAGUGGGAUCAAUAAUUUUGUGAACAAGAAAAAUGAUAAAACGUCCAAAACCAGGAGAGAAUGAAGACGACCUCUUAAAACUUCAGGAAGAAUUCUUAAAGAACAAAGUGAACCCAUCAGUCACUGUUUUCAAAGCUGGUGACAAACGCAAGGCAGAGGGCAGCAGACAGAUUGACAGUGUUCCAGAGAAACAUGGAAAGGUCAAGCGUGAUGUUGUACAAAUGUCAGCGGGAUUAUCAGGUAUGGUGCCACCAAGGGUCAGUCAGGCUCAGAAAAAGAAAUCCAGGUUCAAAGAGGAAAGGUCUAAAAUGCCAGACAGAAGAUCUGAACGGAUUAUAAUUGACCUGGAUGGCGAUCAAGAUCCUCAUGAAGCCAUGGACGCUCAAGAUUCAGAUCUCCGAAGUGUAUUGACACAGAUAAUGGAACGUGAUGUCAGGAAUGUGCCAGUAUAUCUUCCAAGCUCAACAACUCAAGGAUUUCCUACUGUACUACAUAGAGGGCAUUCGUCAUCCACUGCUACAUUGGGGAAAAAGAAAAGUCUGUUUGCUCAACAGGUUGAAUCAUGCAAGCCAUCAAGUUUUGGUGUGUCAGUAGCCUUUCCACCUGUCACUGUGAUGACACUUCCACAGCAAAGUGCAGCUGUUGAUGAAAGUCGUAACAGGAAUGAGUCUAGUAGCUCAAGUUCAACAUCAAGAUCAAACAUUGUGUCGGGAGAAGGAUUGCAAAGUAAGCCCGGCAAAAAUGAAUCAUCUGCAAUUCAUAAAGAAAAUGUAAAGAAAAUAGAAUCCAUGUCGGAGGAAAUCUUAGAGGAACAAAAGAAACUUCUGAGCACGCUUGACCCAAAUAUAGUUAAAUUUUUGCAGUCUAAGAAAGGCCUUCCACAAAGUGGUGCUGCAGUGCCCAUGGAGACAAAUCAAGAAAACAUCAGGGAGCAUAUAGAGUUAUCAACUGAAGACAAGGAUAAAACAAUUCCAUCGAAUAAACUUCUGGAAGAGGAAAAUGAUGUGGAAGCAAGUAAGCCGAUUGAGGUGAAGGAGGAGUGGGUUAACAUGGCUGAGGUUGAGACGGAGAAACUGGCUUGGCUGAAGGAUCUCCCCAAACCAAAGGCUAAAAGUAAAGAAGGAUGCUUAGCUCGCUUUGAUUUCAACGGUCGCUUGUUAGCUAGGGAUGCUGAUGUACCAGUUAGGGAAGGACUCCACCAUCAUGGUGAUGAACAAGAGGUAGCAGGUUACACAAUAGAGGAGUUAUUCAUGUUAUCAAGGAGCACGGUACAAAGCCAGCGAGUGAUUGGCCUUCAGACACUUGCUCGAAUUGUAUACAGUUACAGAAUUGAUGACAUUGGUGGGGAACUUCAGAAACCAUUAAUUCCAAUGCUGCUAGAAUCCGGGUUUAUCUUCCUAGUUCGGUGGGCUUUGGAUGACAGUUCAGAAGUUGUUAUUGGAGCAGCCGUGGAGGCUUUGGCAUCAUUCCUGAUAAAUCCCGGAGAUGAGGAAACUCUUGAUAACAUAUAUUUCUGGUCCCAUGGUUGUGAAGUGCCUUGCUUGGUACCAACUGAGGCUGAGGAAGAGAAUGAUGAAGACGAUGAGGAGGAUCAAGUUGGAAAUAAACCUGAAGAUGCAUCAGGAAAACCAGAUAAACCAGAUGCAGAAGUAGUGAAUAAGGAUGUUGUUAUGGGUUUACUAAAGAUGAAUGUGUUACCAAGAUUACGAUACAUCCUUGAAGUUGUCCGUCCACCUGCAGCUGUAGUUCUUAACGUGUUGACAGUGCUCAUAAGAAUGGCCCGCCACUCGCCACAAACAGCAAACGAAAUCUACAAGUGCCCUCGCUUGAUUGACACAGUUGUAACAUUGUUUAUGCCAACUACUUCCUGGGUCAAGCAAGGUGAUCUUGUGACUGAUGUUUAUAACUAUCCAGUAAUCCCAGCUGUCAAAUUACUGCGUGUUCUCUGCCUUACGGGAAGAAACCUCGCAGCCUCAUUGCUUUCCAAGUAUUCUCUGGUUAGUGUUAUAAUUCGCUACAUCUCUGUGGAGCCAACAGAUAUGCAGAUGAACAUUGGUGAAGCAUAUAAUCUGAGUAUUGAGACUUUUAGGCUGUGGCAUGUUCUGAUUAGCUAUGGUUUGUCAUGUGAUGCAUUCAGGGAACUCUAUCCAUUGUUCAUGCAGCAGUUGCAGCUUUUCCAAAGACUCUCGGUACUUCCCCUGUCUGUUACAGAGGAGCCAGCGACGGUAUCUGCCCAUCACUUACAGCUUCUGAGAGCUAGUGCAAUAUUUUGUGUAUUAGAGGCGACAGUGAAUGCUGCAGGCACAACAGCCCAUCUGCAAUCUCAACUUAACAGGAGCCACACCAGGCCCACAGAUGAACCAGUUCUUGACCAGGUUGCCCCACCACCGAUCAACUGGAGUCAUGUAACGGGGCUGCUAGGCCCGGUUGAACUGUGUUUUCAGAAGUGGAUGGCAGAGAUGUCCAGGGCUGAGCUAAAUCUAGAGAGGGAAGCUAUGACACUAGCAGGUUGCUGUAUAAAUUUCUUGACAUCUUUUUAUGGGAAAUUAACAAUGCAGACAUCCCAUAAUGCAGUAGAAUGUUUGGAACAUUUGGAAGUACUUAUAACUGGAUCACUCAUUCCAUUGAUGACAUCAUCAGCGUUUUAUUCAUUCAUGUUGAACCUUAGAAAUCAUUCAUCUUGUAAUUUUAAGCAGUGCAAGUCAAAAUCAUCACAUCAACUGCCGGACUUUGGUUGUCACAUGGAUAAUGAUCAGGUGCUUCACCCGUGCAUACAGAGGCAGUCUACCGUUGGAAUUAUGGGUAGUCUAUUCAAACUCACAACAACAAUCUUGAGGAUACACAAAGGCAUGACUGGAAAGUUUUGUGCAAUUGUUGAAAGCAAUCAUGUGAUUGGCUACUUGGAAAAGGUCACCAAGAAGAGGUUAACAACUUCAAGUCGUCCCGCAUCUUGGUUUUCUAGAUUUGAGCAUCAUGUCUUGUUUCUGUUACUAAAAUUGUAUUAUUUGGUGGCUCAGCAAAGUGACAGCUGCCACCAACAUAGCAACCUGUACCACAGCAUAGCAUUAGUCUUGUUUACCAGCCUGCAUGCAGGGGAUGAGCACCUGGCUCAUGAACUUCUCUCCACCAUGCUCUUCCAUACAGAUUUCAUAAUUGAAGGAAAGGUUGGUGAUCCUAUAGCAGCAGAUCUAGCUGACUUUCUCACCACAUCCAACACCACUCGCCAGCAAUCCGUUUCUAAGAAUGUUGGAUUGGAGAGCCAGCCUGAAGUGAGUAGGGGAGAGCUCUUGCAAGACGCCUACGGCAGCCUAGCCACUAUACGAUCUACCUAUAUGGUGUUCUUUGCUAGGCUUGAACAAGAUGUACUUGCUUCCAGGGCAAGAGCUAACCACAUCCCACAUGAGAUCCAGAAUUUUGUGCUACCAGCUCACACUGGACAACUGGCACCUACUGAUUGGAUGUUCAUGCCUCUACUUCACCUAUAUUCAGAAACACAAACUGCUGAAAUGUUGGGAAAAUCAGUUCAGUCGUUCCCCACUCACAUCACCAAUACUGUCAUUAAUUCUCUUCGCUGGAUUUUCAUAAUGGAAACAUGGCGAGGAGAAAGUUUAAAAGUGGUACCACUUGCUGCCAAGAUGACCCGCCUCUUCUGCUUAUUCCUAACAGGUAAUGAUCUAUUCUUUGAAGACCAGGUGAGGUCAUACCUGACUCAAUUGAUGAGAAUGUACACUAGUCCCUCCUGGGAGCAACAAUUAGACUUUAAUAUUCCAAUACCUGGUGUAGCUUCAUUUCCAGACUUGUAUAUUUCAAUGCUGACCCAAUUUGCAGCCGUGUCAUUUGGGGACCAUCUUUUUGGUCAUGCCAUUCUCCUACCCCUGCAACAGCGGUUUAGCUCACAACUAAGGAGAGCUGUUUGGAGUGAGCAUGCAGGGGUGUUAAGGUCUCUAUCCAUUCCUGUCAGCAAGUUCUUGAUACCUCUAGAGGGUUUCCUCCACCCUAUAGAAACAAACCAAGAACUUCUGAGCAUGUAUUUGUCAGGCCUAUCAACUGGAAUAGUGAAACAGACAUGGUGUCCUGUACUUUACCUCAUUGCUACUCACCACCUUGCUAAUUAUGUGUUCAACGACUACAAGGGAAAUGAUAACAAAGAAGUUGUCACCAAUUUUAAGAAAAAAAUUAUUCAUCGUGUUAUGAAUAUGAAAGACCAGACUUUACAGAAUCAUAUUCUACUCUACAAGUGUGUUAACAAGAUGUCACCUCUUGGAUUUGACAUUUAUGCUGAGCUGCCAUUACCGAGGUCACAACUUCUUCAGACACUUCAGAGGUAGCAGUUGAAUCCUACAUCGAAGAAGUAGCUUGUAGGCUGAAGGUGUGUCCCUAUAUGUUUUUCCACCUUGGUUUAUUUAUAAUAUAUAGAGUUUAAGGUAUGUUUCUACUGAUAAUUAUGAUAGAAAUGGUGUGCUUAUCAUUGAUUGAUGAUGGGCUAACCAUGGAAAGGAACACAUCGCAACUGUAUUUUGAUUUCAUUUGGAACAUAGGUUAACAAUCGCUUACCAAAAUAAAGACUGCAUUGCAAUUGCAUUUCGAUACGUCAUGGAACAUUGCUUAAAGUGAUCGGAUUACCAAGAUAAAGACUGUCUCAACUUUUUUCAAUAUCGCAAGGAAUGUUAGUUUUAAAUCGGAUUUCCAAGAUAAGGACUGCGUCGUAACUGCAUUUUGAUUCCAUGUGAAACAGUUUCUGGUGGUUGAUACUCUACAUACAUGAUGUCAUCGUUGCUCAGAAUGUUAUUUGGAAAGUUCAAAUUGACUUUUAAAGCUUUAUUGCACCAAAUUUUAGCACGACGAGCAAGAAGCAACAAUUUAUUCUCGCUUCAGUCCUUUUCUACCAUUUCACAAGCACUUGUCAUAGCCGUAACCUGAUUAAGUUGACAGAUGAAAUUUGCUACAGAGAACAGUUUUUAGCAUUCAAGGUACUGUAUUGAUUCUGUGCCAAAAAGCCAUUCUUUAAAUAUGCCAAGAACAACAGUUUUUUAGUGGGCUCCUUUUCUUCUGCCGCAAAAAGCCAUGUUUAAAAAAAAAUGGUUCUUAAGAAUGGUUAUACAUUUUCUGUAGAAACAAACAAUUGUUUACCUGUGUGUUGACAUAAGGAAGAACGAUAAUAUCAUUUUGAAUGAGAAGUAUAUAGUUUGCAACCUCCCAGUACCUUCAAGAUGCAAACUCACAGCUCGCAUGGCUGCACAUUGUUACUCACUGCUUGCCUGCUAUUCGUAGCUAUGUAUUCCACACUUAAUGCACUCUUUUGGCCGCCAUCAAUGACAAUGUUAAAAGAAGCAUUCAGCAUGGCUUCAGGUAACUUGUUCCCUGCAAAGUUUUCAUUAGAUAGUUGCUUCAAUUCAAUUCAUGUCAAUGUUUGUUCAGCUACAAAGGACAGUAGUAGUAACAAAUGUAGCAUUCAAAAGCUUUUUUUUUUUUGUUAUGUGUCAUUUUGAUUUAAACAUGGUCACGAGAGAUUUUUUUUAAUGGCCUACUGAAGAAUAAGAUUGGGUAUAGCAGUGUUGAGAAGCUCUAUGGAGCUUGAGCAAUGUUUGUGGAUAUUUGGAGCAGUGAGGAGAGAAGAGUGGUUUUAAUAGCGUAAUGGAGCUCUAUAAUUAAUAUUAUAUUAUAUUAAUAUAAUAAGGAAUUUUCUUAACUAAUGUAUUCCAUUCUAAAAUUUUCCCAUUAGUUAGUGCUAUGUCUAUACAGAUCACAUUUAAGUUGAUGAAACAACAAUAUCUGGUCUCCAUUACAUCAUAGUACAGAUAUGUGGUUAAAGAGAUAUAGUCAAGAGAAAUUUAUUGGCUCAAAGAGGAAAUUUGUUGUUGCCAAAGCUCAUAAUAUUAAAAUAUCAUAUUCAGACAUGAAAUUGAAGCAUCAAAAGCUUAAAGGAUCCACUAACCGAUCCAACUAUUUACUGAACCAAACCAACUGCCUUUAUAUUACCACUGUAGUUAUUGCUCAGUGUUGCAACCAGGCUGUAAGUGUCUUUUGUAGGCAUCACUUUUCAAUCAUCUAGUCUUUCUUUGUCUCAGCUCAAGUGGUAUUAACUUCUGUAGCUCUACCAAUUCUGAAUGAGUGUAUUGUAUCAUAUAUGAUCUAGUCUUGUCAUGUAGUGCAGUUUUUUUGGGAACAUGGCUUAGGGAUUGCUUUUAAGAAUCACAGUGGCUAUGUUUAUGACAAGCCGCGGUAAGGGCCGAUUUCCUCGUAAAUUUUGCGUAAAAUUGUGUUAUAUUACCAACAUAUACAUACACAUGGCAAUUACAUUUCUCUGCGCCUAAUCUUCUUGAGAUUAGCGUAAUUUUGACGCAAAGUCAACAGAAGAGUAUUACAAUGCUUGGUUGAAAGUCUUUUAGGAGCUCUUUUAUUCGCGCAUGUAUUUGCCCUUUUCUACUAUUUCUUAUAUUCACUUGUAUAUUUGAAGUGUACCCUCAGGCUCCAUUGAGCCACAAAAAAUCUUAAACCUUAAACGAGUAAUAGGAUAUUUAUUAUAAAACACUUGCUUAGAUAUUACUUUAGUAAACACAGUGUCCACUUCAAUGUUCCAAGCCUUGGCCAUUUACUUCUACUGUUAUCAAUAUUGGUUUCAUUUAGCAUUUAUGGCAUACAUGGUCAUUACAUCACAUUCACUAUCAUCUUAUUGAUCACUUGUCUCCUUAGUGUUCGCUUUAGGUAUUCCACCUGCCUUGUACUGAUAUACCAUUUUAAUGUGUCCUUUGAAACCAGAAAUUGUUUGGUUUAUUCAAUUUACUACCACAACAAAAACAUCCUACACUUGCUGCUGGCCUAGGGAAUUUGGAUUGGCUUUACUCCUUAAAAAAUUGUCUUUUUGUCUUUCCACUUGUCCUGGGUGAGUAGAAAACAUUAAAUGAAGUUAUUCUGGUAUAUAUUUUGGAAUAUAAUUUACAUUAACAAUCUUCUCUUUUCUACAUUAGGAUGUGCACUGA
Anneissia japonica is the source of this 7372-nucleotide messenger RNA. RefSeq names its product RNA polymerase II-associated protein 1-like. Lineage: Eukaryota; Metazoa; Echinodermata; Crinoidea; Comatulida; Comatulidae. The transcript is spliced from 28 exons. Bases 425 to 4720 code for a protein of 1431 amino acids. Gene Ontology annotation, cellular component: nucleus. The record is from RefSeq and is a predicted model, not a curated record. Gene Ontology annotation, biological process: transcription by RNA polymerase II.